AUGUAGUCUUUUGUCAGCUACAUUAGGGGGUUAAGUUUUAUUGUGAGGCACAGUCCUCCAGAGGACACAAGGGGAAUAGCAUGUAUCUGGCCUUUAUUUGGUAUUUGGCCAAAAUAUAGGUCAGUUGCACUGGUGAAAAAAUAGUAGAAACAACAAAGAUUAUCUAGGACCACAGAAUGAAAGCCUGGUAACAUGGGAUACAUGAUUUCAUGCUGGGAAAUCUGCAGAAAAUAGAUAAUUUUUAAGGGUUUUAAUGGUUCAAGUUUUAGCUGUGGCUCUGUAUUAUAGACACAUUAUAUGACCUCAGGUUGACAUUUAAAGACAUUUGCAGAAAAUGUACACAAUAUGCAUCCAUACAGCCAGAAAUGAUCCAAAAAUGAAAGUUAAAAAGCAUUAAAUGUAUCAUCAGUUACAUGAGGUUUAAGUUGGCCUACAGUACUCUCGUAGUUUCAUCCAUAAAACUUCAAUUUCUUUCUAGCACCCAUUCUGUAAUGUAAAAAGAACAGCAGACAUGCAGCUUAUAGAGAGAAUAACUCCUCCCUGAAAGACUGUAAUGAAGUACAUGUGUAUUUCCAUUUCCAUAAAUAAAGAUACACAUGUACUUCAUUACAGUCCUUGAUUAAUGUACUUUAUCACUCCCCAGUUGAAGAAGUGUACUCAGUUACCUGAGCCCACCUGAGCCUGUGUUGCAGCCUUGUGAUUGCACCAGUGGUCACAAGCUGCCGUGUGGCGCGCGGGCGCAGGGUCCACAUGAACGCGCCCUGUUCCACCUGCCCAAUCACGUCCGAGGAGGCUCCUCCACCACACCGCCGUCUGCUGCUGCUGCUGCUGCUGCGGGGUGACUCUGGACUGUUUGUACCGCGGCUCGAGCAGCAGCUCACCUGAUAACCUGACACGCAGAUUUUCUCCUCUGAAAAGUAUCGACCACUAACUCUGUGAACGGCGUCGGAGCGAGCGAGUCCCGACGAGCCCUCUCAUCCCCCCGCUCCAUGGCCGUUGCCGCCCCCCACCCUCUCCCCCUGGGAGGUAACCUUCAAAGGCUCUGCUCAGCACGAUGGAUGACCAGCUGAGUGAUGGAGAUGGACAGAAUCAAAGGACAUGCUCCCUUCAUUGUGACCAGAUGAAGGGACACCUUCCUUCCUCCAGCAGUGAGGAGACGUACGCUGCAGCAUUUUGAUGUUCUUCAGAGGGACAAAAAAAAAAAAAAAACCCAAAACAGUUCUUCGGGGAUCAUUUUGAAAAAAGAGCAAACACUGAUCGGACAUAUUCAUUUUGUGUUCUCUGUCAGCUCGUAUGCUGACUGCUCGUCCCUGUGAUGCUUGUUAUGAGUUGUCCAUCCACAACCAAUGAGCCAGAGAGCUGCAGCAGCGAGGGAAGCAGCUGCACCACUUCCUCCAUCACCACCUCCGACCCGUCCUCUAUGUCCGGACACACUCACGCCACCACACCCUCCCUCAGCGACGCCCCCGACACCUCUCAGCAUGAAGCUCCCCCGCCGCCUCCCCUGCCGCCGCCGCCUCCAGGGGCACCCCCACCCCCUCCACCCCCGGCGACCACAUCCACCAGCCACAAUGCCAGGAAGAAGCGCCGCGUCCGCAGCUUCUUCUGGAAGCCGAUACCGGAGGAGAAAGUGCGAGGGAAGCCCAACAUCUGGACGCUGGCGGUGCGGCAGCAGCAGUAUCAGAUCGAUGUUCGCUCUGUGGAGGAGCUGUUUGGACAGCAAGAGGAGGCGCUGACGGGCAUGCGUGGGUCGACACCGGCCACUGGGACCUCAGCUCGUAUCUCCAGGUCGCGCUCCUUCAAGGAGAGCAGCAAGGACGAGAUCAGCAUCCUUGACUCGAAGAGAGGAAUGAAUGUGGGCAUUUUCCUGAAGCAGUUCAAGAAGUCCAACCGCUCCAUUGUGGAAGACAUACGACGAGGAGAGGGGAAGAUUUAUGGAGCGGAGCUGCUCAAAGACCUGCUGAAGCUCCUGCCUGACGCAGAGGAGAUCAAGAAACUUCAGUCGUUUAAAGGAGACCCAGACAAGCUGACGCUGGUCGAUUCCUUUAUGUACCUCCUGAUCCAGGUGCCUCGGUUCGAGGUUCGGAUCGAGGCCAUCGUCCUCCGGGAAGAGUUCUUCCCUUCCUGUGCUGUAAUGAGCCGCGAGAUCGAUGUCAUCCGCGUUGCCACUAAAGAGCUGAUGAACUGCGAGGAGCUUCAUGCCAUUCUGCAUCUGGUGCUGCAGGCCGGAAACAUCAUGAACGCUGGCGGCUACGCCGGCAACGCUGUGGGGUUCAAGCUGUCGUCCCUCCUCUCGUUGGCCGACACCAAAGCCAACAAACCGGGGAUGAACCUGCUGCACUUUGUCGCCAUGGAGGCAAAGAAAAAAGACGAGAAGCUGCUCAGGUUUCCGGAGAAACUUCAGGAUGUCCAGAGUGCAUCCAGAAUCUCAGUGGAAAACAUCGAGAUGGAGUUUUCCUCCUUGUAUGUUCGGAUUAAAACUCUGGAGGAGAAGGUUCAAGGAGACCAGGAGCUGCUGCAGCAGCUGGAGCCUUUUCUGCAGAGUUCAGCUGAGACGCUUCAGGACCUGAAGAGACGCAGGCUGGAUCUGCGUAAGGAGGGGAACACGCUCAUCGAUUUCUUUUGUGAAGACAAGGACACCUUCAAGCUGGACGAGUGCUUCCGCAUCUUUCAGGACUUCUGCAACAAGUUCAACAAAGCUGUCAAGGACAACACAGACCGCGAGCUGAAGGAAGCAGCCCGGCAGCGUCGUCUGAGAGAGCUGGAAGAGAAGCGCUUUGCUUGGUCGGGUGCAGAUCAGAGCAGCGUGUUUGGUCGGAGCAGCAGUGAGAACGACGUGGAGAUGCUCACCAAGGAGGGCCUGCUGGACUUCUUCCAGCAGAGGUCUCAGAGUCCACACAGCCCCCUGGGACGCUCCGCCAGCGCCCGCCGCCACCGCCACACCAUGACCUCCAUAGCAGACCGAGAACUCCAAGGAUACCUGGAGCUGUUCGGAGGCACUGGGAAUCCCACAGACUACUCCAAGUUUAACAGCCUACCUCGGUCGGGCCGCGCCGUGCAGCGGAGGAUGACCCCCUGGAUUUUAGCGGAGGACGACAACCGUGAGCUGGGCUGCGACAGACAAGUGACGUCUCCACACGCAGAAACUGAGCCCAUCAGCCCUCUGGCCAGGUUUUCCUCCUCUGGGCUGAACGACAACGAUCCGUACAACAACAACAAUAUUUACUCAUCAGUGUCAGAGGGCAGCGCGCUGCCUCGCUCCUUUUGUGUCUUUCAGAAGCCAACACAUCUUCCCAACCCGACGGCCACCAGCCACAUGAAUGUCAGUGUGGAGAAGCACACUUUAGUUCCAGGUCCUCAAGCUUUUGACCUACCGAGUCCAAACAAUAACAGUAAUCAUUUGCACUUUGUCAACCAGGGGGAUGUCGUGGUGACUGAUUUAGAGAGGGAGAGAUGUUCUCCUGUGAGUCCGGACGAUCUCCUACAGGGUAAAGUUUUAGAAAGAGGAGCAGGGAAACUAGAUCUUCCAACACAGGCUCCUGUCUCUCCCGACAGAGAGAAAGAAGAAGAGGACAACAGUACAGUUUCAUCAACAACCUGUGAUACACCCCUCCCAUUAGACACCUCUGUAUCCAAUAAGAAGCCAAUGUUUUAUAUAGUUGACUGCACAGAAACUGACUGCUCAGUCGCUUUGGAUUACUCUGAGGUUGAAAGCUCGUCUCUAACCAAAGAGGGACUCUUCAGAGCGGCCGACUGCAGCAAAGAUCAGGAGAGCCAGCAAGAUCCAAGCUCUCUGUCCUCUAAUAUGGAGUCCAUGUCCCCCAACGACCAGUCUCUUUCAACAAAUGAGCUUUCAGCGCCAAAAUCAGUGGACGCAGCAUCCAUGACUCCGCCUGCCACCGCAGAGGAGUGGGACACAGAGAGCUGUGACACCGCUGAGGGGAAGCAAGGUGCGCAGGAGAAAGAUCCGCAGAGAAGCAGCAGAAAGCCAGCCCACGCAAAGAGCAAAGCUAACAAAGCGCCCAAACCCAGCGGAGGUCGCGGCGUGCGAAUGCUGACCAGCAGCGAGAGCCAGGGCAUGCGGAAAGUCGUGCCCAUUAGCAAGCUGACAAGGACGGGUAGCAGCAAGAGAGCAGAGGUGCAUGACGGUGGAGAGUCACGCCGGCCUCUUCGAGAUCAGAGCACUCCAGCGAGAGGAAGGACUGAGAAGGCGGCAAGACCUCUCCGACACUCCAGCCUGCCACCGGACGAGUCAAAAGCCCAGAGGGGAGGCGGCCUCACAGGCGGCAUUUCAAGAUGGGCGCGUGAUUCAACCCAGAGAAAAGCUUCCAUCCACAAGCCGAGCGCCAAACCCGUGAGGAACAUCCCCAAACCUGCACAUGAGGAGAAGAUGUGCCGCUCGACCAUGAGAGCCCUGGCUCUAGCUCAAGCUCAAGCUCAAACUCAAGCUCAAGCUCAAGCUCAGACUCCUGCUGCAGCUUCCUCUGAGAACAGCAGCUCUCACACAGUCAGCGUAAAGAACACCUCUGGCGUCCCCAGCUUCGCCCGCAACACCGUAGCUUCAACUUCGAGGACCAAGAAGGAGCUGGCUCCGCCAUCUGUCCCCUCGACGCCGUCUCGCAGCCCCUUACUUCGGGGUCGACAAACCUCGGUGAAGCAGAACAGGUUGUCGCCCUCGGUUCAAACUAGCGAGGAGCGGCCUCACGGGACAAACCUGCGACGGGUGCAGAGUGUGAAAGCAGCCAGUCGCAGCGCCUACCGCAGCGAGACGCCACCGCCACCUCAGACGCCGCCUCCGACACGUGAGGAUAUCCGUAAGACUAAUAGCUUUUCUGAGAAGUCCAGAGACAUGGUGACGCCCAGCAGGAGUGCUAAACCGAGCUGGAAAUGAAACAGCCCUAGUGUAGAAACUUUCUCCUUGAGUUUGAUGUAAAUUGACUUUCACUCCUCAUAUCAUGCAAAAGACUAAAUCAAGCUGUCUGACCUAAGGAUCCUCCAGUAGCUGACUCUGUAUCAGGUUUAUGAAUUGCAAAGAGCAAGAUGCAAUGAACUGCCCCAGUGUUCCUCAAAAAAAACAACAAAAAAAACGCUUCACAACUUCCUUUAUUUUCUGGGGUUGGCAUUACGUCAACUGACAAAUGGCAAAAUGUUGUUUCUACACAGGAGCCUCUCUGCCUGCUUAGCUGUCCGUGUCCUGUAUCCACUAGUGUCUGUGAUGAUGUUGACGUUGAUCACUACCGACUGUACGAUGCUGCUAAUGAGCUCUGACAAUUUGAGACCGAGUUUCAGUGUCUUUUUCAUUCAGGUCAGGUUACAAGAUUCGUUGUACCUUUAACUUGCUGCUGUUACUUUUUUUCAGUUUUGUUGCACGCUCCUGUAGAGACUCACUCCGUUUGCCUUUUUUUUUUUUUUUUUUUGGGUUCUUUUGCUUGAUACCUCAGAACGAUCGCAGUGGCCUUUGUACCGGCAGAAAAUGUAGAAUAUGUUCAUUCGGCUCUGCAUGAUGAAGAUGUAGUCGAAACCUGAUACACUGGCUCAAACUGCAAUGUCACUUUUUACAGAUUCCUGGUAGAUGUAAUACUACAAUAUAUAGAGUCACAGAUUAUAAGCCAGUGUAUACCGACUGUGGUACUCGUUGUACCUCGUGUAUGUUUGUGUCAGUAGUUUGUAAAUGUGUUAGAACUCCUCCACGACGUUGUGGAGUAGACGUGCACGUAGGAAACGUUUCCUGUAUACUGUAGGCUAAUAACACGAUCAACGCUAACGCUUCGACAGGAAAAAGCAUCGAAACAACACUGACAUGAUCAUCAGUCAUGUGAUUAUUUUUGACAGCCUGGUCUAAUUUUUUUCUACUGUGAAUGUAGUCGUCUCAUUGUUUCCUUGAGGCCUGCACCUUUUUCCCUGACGAGGUUCGGCUGCAACAGUAACUGGUCAUAAUUCAGCCCGGCUCCAGUUUGUGCCUCCCCGUGUGCUGACAGAGCAAAACAUCUUACAUUCUGAGAAAUAGAUACCAGAAGGUUGUUUCACGAAACACACUGAUGUUUUAAAGGUAUUCCCAGAAUCCUCAGACUUUUCUAAUCAUGUGGAGGAAAAAAAAAAAUCAGUUUUUGAUUUAGAUAUCACAGCGGGGUUUCGAAAGUCUGAGACCACAUUGAUAAUUUCUAAUAUUGUCACAUAAACCUGGAAAUAAGAAGUAAAGUAAGUGAGAAGAAGUGGCUGGACUGACUCUGUCUAAGGGGCAUUGAACUCUGAAACCCUGUACAGAAACUGGAUCAGUUGUAAAGUGACCGUACCAUCAGAUGAUCAAGACAUCAAGCUCAGUUCCCAGAGAGAUAGAAAAGCAGAUUCGUCAUUGCAGGUGAGGAACUUGAAAAUGCUAAUCUUUAUCAAGAGAAAAAAGCUUGAGGUGGGCGAAGAAAAUAACAGAAUUUUAGCUCUUAACACUGUCAGAUCAUGCUGGAGAAGGUUUUGUCAUUAAAGCAAAAGGGGGAUAAACUAAAUACUUAAACUAAGACAUUCUGAAAUGUAUGCCUGUUUUGGAAAGAUGAAUGUUUUGGCUCAUAUUAUUAAUGAUUUAUCACCAUUUGUCAUGAAAUAAGGAUGAAACACACGUCCAUUGUGACAUGGAAAAUGAUUAAUUACAAGGACUCCAGCUACCUGGGUGACAGUUUUGUUUGCAACCUGGUCAAAGAUUUAUAAAUCUUGUAGUCGUAGUUUAACGCAAGACCGGCUAAAUAACAGAUAAAUGAAGAACAACACGUAAAUGAACUGCCUUGUUUUAUCAGUUCUGAUUAUGUUCUUCAACAAAAUACUUAAUCUUAAAAACCUUUUAUGUAAUUGCUCUGAGGGACCUGUUGCUGCCCACCUGCAGUGCCUGCAUUGCCCACCAGGGGGCCACACUCUGGAAUCAUGGAUGCAGUAUAUUGAAUCUUUUUUUCCUCCAGCUGAUGAGGAAGUCUGGAAAUACCUUUUAGAAAACCUCAAAGUGUUUUUGAACCUUUUCAGCUUUUCCAAACUCAGAAAUCAUCAUCAUGAUUGUUAAUAUAUGUGAACAGUUGCUCUGUGACUUGAAUAUAAUGGAGACACACGAGAGGCGCAGACUGGAGCUCAUUAAGUCCUGUUGACCAUUUCACACCACUUGCCUUUCAAACUGCUUUGUGCCAUUGCCUUGAUGGCAACAACACUCACAACAGUGCAUUGCCUUAAAGCUUAAUGUAGCCGAUCUCAUCACCAGUUGAAACUCCAUCGUGAACGGAGAGUAGAAAACUUUUCCUUCAUUCCAUCGUCUCACCAAACUGCUGGUUAGUGGUUCACUUUGUACAUAAUGUAAAGACAUAGUAUUUUUCUGACUAUCAAUAUGUUUACAUUGCAUUAAAACGUGAAGGGUGAAAAGAGUGAAGUAUGUGAGCACAGAUAUUUUUUUUUAAAAAUGGUCCAAACGUCCAUGACUUUCAUGUUGAGAGUCCUGACAGUGUGUUGACAUGCUGCGGGUGUCUUCCGCUUCCUUGUAAUGCAAAUGAAGUCAGUGAACUGAUGACACAAAAGGCCCAGUGUGACGAGCCGCCGUGUGUGUAUGGCCUGCAUCAAGCCUAAAUUUAGAUUUUCAAUGAGUAUCGAGUAAUGGAGGACUGCAGCAGGUGAGGGAUAUUCUCCUGGUUAAUCAUUGACAUCCAGAGCCAAGUAGAUGCAUUCACUGUCCAAACCCCCCAAAUAUUCCAUUUAAAUUUUAAAAAAAGAAGAAUUCUUGCAGGUUUUCGAAGCACAUCUUAGCAACUAUAACCAGACAUGUUUUGUAAUUGUUGCAUGACAAAUAACGUAACUACUUGAUUGUCGAAAUUGUGCUCGUGGAUGAAUCAGUUCAGCUCCAAAGUAAAAACUCAUGUGAACAAACUCAUGAAAUUUCACUUCCAGCCAGCCUGAAAUAAAGACAUAUAACGUGUUAUGAUGCGAUAUUAUUCGCUGCAGUUUAUUGUCUGAUUACACUGAAAUUCAUUUUGCAGCUGGUUCAAUUCAAGAUGUAUACACAAAGGUUAAACAUACAGCUACACAAAUGACACAAGUUCCUAGAGAUACAAAACAGUCAUGACCAUAAAACAUAUCAUGUAAUAUCCUCAGAUUCAGAUCUUAGAUUUUGGUUUAGCAACAGGACGGACUGAUGUAUAAAAAGACUCCUUGGCCUGUUUCCUUCAAAUGGAGGGACUCUAUAUCUUUGUAUUCUCUAAACAGUUAAUUUGGGUGUGAAAAUUCACCUUUAAAAUAAUAGUUUAACAUGACUGAGAGCUCUGAGUUGAGUCACAAUUGUCAAACACACACCCUAACCCACUUUAAAAUAACAGUCACACUUAUGAUCGAAAAAAAAUAAUCAUGCUGUUCAACUUUAAAGAUGCAAUACAUCAGAAUUUCUGCUCAAAACAUUACAAAAUUCCCUGAAAGUUUCAACAGAUCGUGAAGAAGAGUUUGCACGGUGUGUCGCAGAGAUAUCCACUGAAGUUAGCAUGCUAACCAGCUAGCCUCUCCUGUCUCCUGUAGCUCCUGGUCUGGGUGACCAGUUUCACGGUGAACUAAACCAACCAAAACCAAACUACCUAACGGCAGCUACAGUCAGUGGAUUCUCUGACACACUGCACCUUUAAACCUGAGAAAAAACACUUCACUCCUCACUUUCUUCAGGGUGCAAAACUAACUUUUCUUCAUCCACCAGCCAAGAAUGCUCAUGAAUGUUUUUAUUUUAGCAGCCAUUCAUUCUGUUGUUUCUUUGGCUGUUGAAUGAACCAAAAUCUCAUAACACACCCACUUGCAUAUUUUACCAGCAUUUGACUGGUGGCUGUAAUUUCAUUUUGGAUCAGACACCCAGCUUUUCUUUAGCAGCUUCACCAGCUGUGGAGAAGCUUUUCCUCCCAGCCUGGACACAGUAUUUACAUACAUCCAGUCCUCUGCUCCCAGUCUGCUCUCAGCCUCUCCUUCUUCUUUGUGUAUCCCACAAUGCCCCCUGCUGCCUCCUCUUUUACAGCCGCGAGCAUCACAAUGGCUGCCCUUUACAUUACAUGUGACCGGCCUACAGCAGUGGAGCUGCUGCCGAGGAAUUUGAAUACUUACUCGCCCCCACUUUCACCACAACUUCCUCCUUUUUCUGGGUGGUUACCGUAGUAACAAUCCAAGCGUAAAUUACCAGUACUCAUUUAAAAGGUCAAUGCCGUGCGCAAACUUAUUGUGACAUUACAGAAUGUUUUUUUUGUUUGUUUUUGUGACAUUUCUGCUCACAGUACGUUACGUUUCAUCAGUUAGAGUGAAUCUUUUUUUUCAAUCACCACCUGCAGAGUUUCUGUUUCUCUUCAAUGUGGCUCAUUCUGGCAUUAAUUUCCCCAAUGAUGUCUCAUGUACACUGGAAAGGAAUGACUAGUGUUGUUGUUGUUGUUGUUGUUGUUGUUGUUGUUGCUGCUGUUUUUUUUCUUUAAUAGGUGCUCCACUGCUCUGCUUGGUCUUUUACAAUCUUCUGUGUCACAAUGAAAAAAAAAAAGAAAAAUCAAAAAAAGACUGAUUCACUCUGUCGAGCAAAUGAUCGACUCUGAUCACACAGAGACCACAGAGCUGCACAUUGUGACGCCGCCCUGCUGCGGUUUAUAUUUCUGAUGAUGACGUCUGAGAAAUAAAUAAAAUCACAUGUUGCUGUGUAAAC
Molecule: messenger RNA, 9676 nt
Organism: Acanthopagrus latus (yellowfin seabream)
Lineage: Eukaryota; Metazoa; Chordata; Actinopteri; Spariformes; Sparidae
Gene: fhdc1
Product: FH2 domain containing 1
Exons: 12
Coding region: 1316-4891 (1191 amino acids)
Source: RefSeq, a predicted model, not a curated record